AAAUGACAGUAGGUUGUAAAACGUGUGCAUAUCCUGAAGAAAAUAAUUUUUAUAAUACUAUGAAUAAAUAAAGCUGUCAUAAAACAAAAUAUGGAUCUAGAUACCGAGAAAGUAAUAAAUCUUGUAUUCCCUGAUGGAAUACCAGAACCAUGGAAGGAAAAUUCAAACUUUGGUCAAUAUCUGUCAAAACUUGGUGGAUUUGAUGUUGAUCAAUUAAUUAAAGAACCCGAUCAUUUAUCGGAUGAGAGAAAAUCAGUAUUAGAAACUACUCAAGAAUUGGUAUUUGGAAAUUAUAAAACUUUUAUACAAACUGCGGAGAGUUCUAGAGAAAUAUUUAAGGAGUUUAAUGAGACCGAAAUACGUCUCGAUAGGCUGGUGCAAAAAAUUCCAGAAUUUGUGGAAAAGUGCCAAACGUUUUGUGAUACUUCUAAAGAUAUUAGUACACGUAGAAGAAUAAAUAGUUUAACAUUAACAAGAAAUGCUGAAUUACUUGAGGUAUUAGAGAUGCCACAAUUAAUGGAGUCUUGUUUAAGAAGCAAUCAAUAUAAUGAAGCGUUAGAACUUUCUCAAUAUGCGCGCCAGUUAGGGGCUAAGCAUGGCGAUAUUCCAAUUAUAGCGUCUAUAGUAGCAGAAAUUGAAAGUAGUUGGUCUGGAAUGGUCGGACAAGUUGUUGGAUCGCUUAGAGGAGAUUUGCCGCUUCCAAGAUGUUUGCAACUAGUAGGACUCUUACGUUCCAUGGAUGCUUUUACAGAACCUGAGCUUCGUAUAAAAUUUCUUCAAGCACGCGAUAGUUGGCUGCAAAGUCUUUUGAAUGCUAUUCCAAAAGAAGAUCCUAAUCUUCAUGUAACGAAAACUAUAGAAUUAUCUAGGAUACAUUUGUUUAAUAUUAUAACACAAUAUAGAGCUAUGUUCAACGAUGACGAACUGAUAAUGCCUGGUAGGGAUCCAAAUGUAAAUGAAUCAGCUAUAUUUUAUCAUUGGCUAGAUGAAAAGAUAACGCAGUUCCUUACAACAUUAGAACAAGAUUUACCAGGUGUAACAUCUAUAGAUUCCAUUUUGGGUCAGUGCACAUAUUUUGGUUUAUCAUUUGGUAGAGUAGGUGCUGAUUUUACAGGACGAAUGUCUGAUAUAUUUGUAAGAGUAAUAGGAGACCGAUUCGAAUUAGCUGUUAGAAGAACGACACGAAAAUUUGAAAAAGAUAUGGAGACAUUUACAUUAAUUAAUAAACCACAAAGAACUGAUAUUAAGUCUGAAACUACAACUAAAUCUGAAAUUCCACCAGAACAACUUGUAGAAUUUUAUCCAUUAGCAGAAUAUUGUAAUGGAUUAAUUUCUGCAUUUAAUGAACUUAGACUAUGUGCACCAGUCGCAGUAUCCACCAUGUGCACUAAACUUUUGCAAGAAUCACUCCACUCUGUAGCUAAAGCAAUGUUAAUUUUUUAUAAACAAGAACAACAGGCAUUUGCUGCUAUAGAGCGAGAUAAUAUGAUUAAAUUUGCAGAAUGCUUGAGUGAAUAUUUAAUUUCUUAUAUACAGUAUUGUAUACAUGCUAUCUUUCCACCAAAUCAAGUCUCAAAGCAUUUGGGAAUUUCAGAAAUCGUACUACAGCAAGAGGGCAUUACAUAUUUGGAUCAUAAAAGUAUAUUAGAACCUGUACUAUUUUUACUACCACCUACUGCAAGUUUAAAAGCUUCUAUUGUAUCUAAACUACCUUUGCCUACUACACAAAAUAUUCUAAACUCUGGUAAUAUUUCUACAAAUUCUGAAAAUUCGAAAAAUUCGGAAGAAGUUGUUGCUACAUCAAUCCAGAAAAUAGAAAUAAUUGAAACUAAAGAAACAAUAGAGAAUAAUAUGAAAGAUGAAAAAUCUAACAUCAAAGAUGAAGAAUCUACCGAAGGAGAUAUUAAACAAAUUUCAACGCAAUCAACAGAAAACAUUUUAACAUCUAUAAAUCCUAGUAGUUCUAAAUCAGAAUAAAUUAUUGUAAAUUUAAAAAAAGAAAUGAAUUAUGUGCUAUUUUGUGCUUGAAUAAUAUAAAUGAAAUAAAUCAUAUUUUUAUUUAUAUAUGUAUUAAACGAUACACAAGUAACUUUUCUUUUCAUACAUACUUCAAUUGGCAUGAUUGAAAAUAUAAUAAUUUGAUACAUGAUUCAAAGCAAGCAAAUAUAAAUUAGAAUUUAUAUUAUUUUUCCAAGUAUAACAAACAUAAAUUUCCUCGAU
Vespula vulgaris is the source of this 2220-nucleotide messenger RNA. RefSeq names its product conserved oligomeric Golgi complex subunit 8 (gene Cog8). Gene Ontology annotation, cellular component: COG complex. NCBI's taxonomy places the organism in Eukaryota, Metazoa, Arthropoda, Insecta, Hymenoptera, Vespidae. The record is from RefSeq and is a predicted model, not a curated record. Gene Ontology annotation, biological process: intra-Golgi vesicle-mediated transport. Bases 91 to 1977 code for a protein of 628 amino acids. The transcript is spliced from 10 exons.